Carassius gibelio (silver crucian carp) is the source of this 2567-nucleotide messenger RNA. RefSeq names its product flotillin-1. Lineage: Eukaryota; Metazoa; Chordata; Actinopteri; Cypriniformes; Cyprinidae. Gene Ontology annotation, cellular component: plasma membrane. The coding region runs from base 157 to 1434 and encodes 425 amino acids. Gene Ontology annotation, biological process: positive regulation of endocytosis; regulation of receptor internalization; protein kinase C signaling. The transcript has 13 exons. The record is from RefSeq and is a predicted model, not a curated record.
CACCGCCUGAGAGUGUUGUGAAUGGGCGUGGCCGAGUUCGUGUGCCCUGAUUACGACGAGCAUUCUUGCGAGCUUUUGCCGUUGACACAAAGUGAGAUAAUCUGAGCCGUAUUUACUUCGUUUUUAACGAAACAUCAGCUAUCGAUCUAAUUCGUGAUGUUUUACACCUGUGGUCCCAAUGAGGCGAUGGUGGUCUCAGGAUGUGGCCGCUCUCCUCCUCUAUUGAUUGCUGGUGGAAGAGUGUUUGUUUUUCCCUGCGUUCAGCAAAUCCAGCGGAUCUCUCUCAAUACUCUGACUCUGAAUGUGAAGAGUGACAAGGUCUACACCAGACAUGGAGUACCGAUCUCAGUGACAGGCAUUGCCCAGGUGAAGAUCCAGGGUCAGAAUAAAGAAAUGCUGGCCGCAGCCUGUCAGAUGUUCAUGGGGAAGUCCGAGGGUGAGAUUGCUAAUAUUGCCCUAGAGACCCUUGAGGGACAUCAGAGAGCCAUCAUCGCCCACCUGACUGUGGAGGAGAUCUAUCAGGACCGUAAAAAGUUCUCUGAUCAGGUCUUUAAGGUGGCUUCCUCUGACCUGGUCAACAUGGGGAUCGGUGUGGUCAGCUACACGCUCAAAGAUGUGCACGAUGAUCAGAAUUAUCUAAGCUCGCUGGGUAAAGCUCGAACUGCUCAGGUGCAAAGAGACGCUCGUAUCGGUGAAGCUCAGUUCAAGAGGGAUGCCGUCAUCAAGGAGGCUCAUGCCAUGCAGGAGAAGAUCUCUGCUCAGUAUAAGAAUGAGAUUGAGAUGGCUAAAGCCCAGAGAGACUAUGAGCUGAAGAAAGCCGCCUAUGAUAUUGAGGUCAACACCAAGAAGGCGGAGUCUGAAAUGGCCUAUCAGCUUCAGGUGGCCAAGACAAAGCAGUGUAUCGAGGAGGAGAAGAUGCAGGUCCAGGUUGUGGAGCGUACGCAGCAGAUCACUCUACAGGAGCAGGAGAUCACCCGCAGGGAAAAGGAACUGGAGGCCAAAGUCUGGAAACCAGCCGAGGCCGAGAGAUACCGCAUCGAGAAGAUCGCCGAGGCAGAAAAGCAGAAGCUGAUAAUGGAGGCCGAAGCUGAGGCAGAGGCCAUCAGAAUGAGGGGAGAAGCGGAGGCCUUUGCGAUGGAGGCAAAGGGUCGGGCUGAAGCCGAGCAGAUGGCCAAAAAAGCAGAGGCUUUUAAGCAGUACAAAGAGGGAGCCAUGGUGGACAUGCUGCUGGAGAAACUCCCACUGAUAGCAGAAGAGAUCAGCAAGCCACUCUGUUCAGCCCAGAAGGUGACCAUGGUGUCCAGCGGUGGGUCAGAAGUGGGCGCAGCUAAACUGACAGGAGAAGUUCUGGACAUCAUGAGCCGCCUGCCGAGCGCAGUGGAGAAACUGACUGGAGUCAACAUCUCACAGGCUCUUGCAUCCCGCAUGGGCUAAUGGAGUUCAUGAAGAAGGAAUCCGCUCUGAUCGUGGAUCUCAGCUCUUCCUGUCUUUGUGCAUGCUCGUGUUUGUACUGAGCCUGGAACAUUGAGGUCCUUUUUGUUUUUGUAAUCCACCAUUUGUAAUAUUCAGUUUUAAUAUGCUUUGUGAAUUAUUGCAUCACAUUAUAUGAUACAUUUGUAAGUUAGGUGAACUACAUUAUCUGCUCUAGAGCCUCUGUUGAAGGUGAAUAUUCAGGGAAGCAGGGCUGCUCUUUCUUUCUUUCUUUCUUUCUUUAUUGAAUAGUUUCUGUAUUUCUCUCUGUCAGAGCCACACGCCUGUUGAGUCUGGUUCAGUUUCUUUCAAAACAAAUUGCAUUCAAGUCAAAUCCGUGUAAAUUCACCUGAGGUGCCUUGCUGAAGCCAUAGUCCACAUGCAUGAUGCCUUACCUCUGCAGACACUGAAAUGUGAUGAUUAUUCUUGCCAUUUUAAGGUUUUAUCAUUUAAUGGUCUGUUAAGAGUGGCACUAGAGUUUGCAGACACAUAUUGAAUAUUUUUUGUUACUGUCUGUGUGCUCAGUAGAGUGAUUUAUACAGCAAGUUGAAAAGUAUGAGUAGUUGGAAAGUGGGUCAAGAAAAGAAACCCUUUGAUUUUUUGAAGCUGAUGAACAAACAGGAAAAAAGAAGAAGAGGAAACUGGUUUUCAACAAAGGCUGUAAACAUGUCUCUGUGGCCACACAAACUCCAGUGAAGGCUGUUAGUGGUUUCAUUUCUCAUAUCGGCUUACUGUUUUAGUUUAACCAUGCUGCUGUGUACUUCACACUAAAAUCAACUUAACAUUACCAAAAGUAAACCUAUGCAUCUCCAGUUUGUGCCUCAAAGCUUUUUUUUUUUUUUUGACUUCCUCAUUAAAUCAACCUGCCCUGAUUUUGUUUCAGCAACAGGUACUGUGAUCUGUCAUGUAAAACUUCCUGGCCUUAAUGACUAUGUUCAUUCAGAAUAUCCAAUUUGUUUGUCAGUUUUUCCAUUACUGUUUGUUCAGUGGUGAUGUAAACUGAAGAUUUACAUAACCAGGCUGAGAUUUAUACAUAUUAACUAUGUACUGUUUAUUAUAAACAACAAUAAACUAUUAGUGUGCGCUGUACUUUAUAA